Molecule: messenger RNA, 3092 nt
Organism: Micropterus salmoides (largemouth bass)
Lineage: Eukaryota; Metazoa; Chordata; Actinopteri; Centrarchiformes; Centrarchidae
Gene: cebpa
Product: CCAAT enhancer binding protein alpha
Exons: 1
Coding region: 259-1173 (304 amino acids)
Biological process (GO): DNA-templated transcription; regulation of transcription by RNA polymerase II; myeloid cell differentiation
Molecular function (GO): DNA-binding transcription factor activity, RNA polymerase II-specific; RNA polymerase II cis-regulatory region sequence-specific DNA binding
Source: RefSeq, a predicted model, not a curated record
ACAGCUCAGAGUUUACUGAGCAUGAGGAAUCAGACCGACUCCCUGCAGCUUUAAGCCGCUUCACUCCGCUUCUCUCUGCUCUGGAUCAGAAGUCAGACCCGUUUCACUCUCCCCGAGCUCAAGCAGCGCUCAGCGCGUGUCUGCAGGUUUACAGCCCCCGCCCCCCCCCUCUCACCUGGGGACCCGACACAGUAUUUGACUUUCACCAAACUGGAUUCCCGGAGCUCCUCGCCAUGUCUGCCCGGGUUUAGAUUCUCCAUGGAGCUCUCUAACUUGUAUGAGGUCGCGCCCCGGCCCCUGAUGAGCAGCCUAAGCCACGGCCAGCAGCCCUCCUCCGGCUACAGAGAUCCGGCCGAACUCGGCGGUGAGAUCGGAGACAGCGAGACCUCCAUCGACCUGAGCGCCUACAUCGACCCGUCGGCUUUCAACGACGACUUCUUGGCUGACCUGUUCCACCACAGCUCCCGGCAGGACAAGCUCAAGAUCAUGAACGGAGAGUACGACUCGGUGACGUGCGGCCCGGGGUCCCAGCAGCUCUACAUGUCCAACUACAUGGAGUCCAAGCUGGAGCCGCUCUACGAGCACAACCCGCCGCGCAUCCGACCGGUGGCCAUCAAGCAGGAGCCCCGGGACGACGAGGACCUGAACCCGGGCAUGCCUCCCACAUACCACCACCCGCACCCGCAUUCCCAGCAGUAUUCCCAGCAUUCCCAGCAGCAGCAGCAGCAGCAGCCACACCUCCAGUACCAGAUUGCGCACUGCGCGCAGACCACCAUGCACCUCCAGCCGGGCCACCCGACCCCUCCGCCGACCCCGGUGCCCAGCCCCCACCAGCACCACCACCAUCACCAACACCCGCACCAGCACCAGCACCAGCAGCAGGGCGGCAUGAAGCUGCUGGAGCACCAACGGGGAGGCGGGAAACACAAGAAGCACGUCGACAAGAACAGCCCGGAGUACCGGCUGAGGCGCGAGCGCAACAACGUGGCCGUGCGCAAGAGCCGGGACAAGGCCAAGAUCCGCAACAUAGAGACGCAGCAGAAGGUGGUGGAGCUGACCACCGACAACGACAGACUGAGGCGGAGGGUGGAGCACCUGACCCGCGAGCUGGACACGUUACGGGGCAUCUUCAGACAGCUGCCGGACGGAUCCUUCAAACCCAUGGGCAGCUGAGAGACUGCAGACCCGGACUGGAACCAGACUUCAGAUGGAAUGGUACACUGCUGGAUUUAUUCACACAAACGGCUCUACAUGUCUUCACCUGUCUGGGGAGACUGAGAGGAGUCCGAGGCAGCUGAAGCGUUCACUGCAAAAAGAUCCGUCUAAAGAACUCAUCUGGUCUCUAACGGGUCCGGAACUCUUUCCUCUUAAAACAUAAGAAAACAUCUGCAAGUGUUUCUGUAUAUUAAAGUGAAAAACAUCUGCAGACCAACAUCCUGAACCUGUAAGAGUUUUUAUGUAACACAAGGACACUGAAGCCAACAGGUGAGCCAGUUUCUCCUGUUACAAGAGUUUUCUAGAAAAAAAGUGACAGAUGAUGAAACUGGACACAUUUUUACUGGAAGCAGGUGAUUUAAUUUCACCCUCAUCUCAUUGGCUGAUCACUUUUCACCUGUCCUGUGUGGACUCAGAGACAGACCCACUUGUUCAGACUGUAUUUUCUGCGGUGUUCAUGUGCCUUUUAAAACUUUUGUGAAAAGCCGAUAAGCUCGUUCUCGCUGCAGACACAGAGGACUGGUUGUUUUUGUGCCUUACUUCCAUACAGACUGAGUGCACGACACACUCAACUCACAUAUCAGUGCAGCUAAGGUAGGGCAUGGAGGGGGUGAUCCCAAACCAGCCUGUUGUGCAUGUUUUUCCUUAAGUAUUUUUUCUUUGGUUUAUAUAAGUUACCACAUGAUGAACUAGAUUUUGUCUUAUAGAGCUAUGAAAUGCAAAGUGCACACUGCUUGCAUAGGCUAAACUGUAUGUAUGUUAAUUUUCUGCCUGCAGAGACAGUAAUGCGUCGAUGUUAUGCUCAUUUCCUUCCUUCCUUCCUUGUUUCUCCACAUGAAUAAGGCUCAGGGCCGUCGGCCCGCUCUGGUACGCCUCACAGGUUUGAGAUCUGUUUGAUGGUACGGGUGGGUGAUAAAUAGAUAAUCUCACGAUAAUGAGCACAUGCAUUAUCUACACAACAGUUGAUAAAAAGUUGAUGGUAAAAGUUGUGAAAGUUUAAUGUUUUAAGAGACAGAAAAGGUGUUUGAGAUGUCAGUCUGCUGCAGAUUUAGGUAAAAUGUGACUUUAAAACUGUUUUAAGGAGUAAAAGCUCCAAAGCAUUGCAAAAAGCCUCUCUAAGUUUGAAUUAUGACUCCAUAAAAUGGAUCGUCUUCCCGCUCAUCUUCUCUCCUUUUGUUCCCUAAAAGUUGAUAUUGUGGAAAUACAGUGCUUGUCGCCUGUAUGAAUAAUAAUAACUGAGUUAUCGCCGUCCAGCUCUGCGUCUGGUGAUUAAAUGCCAAAGUGAAAAAUCCAAACACAAACAAACAAAAAAGACUGGAAUUGAACCUGUGGUACCUGCUUCAUCCUGUCACUGUCCGCUGAAAACCAGAUAUCUCCAAACCUGCAGGGCUUGUUUGUUUAAAGCUGCUUUAUUAAUACAUUUUUUUAAAAAUAUAAAAGAAAAAUGAAAACUGCAGAAAAUUGCAUCUUUUGACAGAGUCUGCAAACUUGGAGACCUGAGGGUUUUUUCAGAGGACAGCAGCAGUAAAAGCAGCUUUGUCGUAUGCACUAUUUGUUGUCAAAUGAAGCACAUUGUUGUCUUUGACACAUGGGUACUGAUCUGAAAAGAAACACGCCUCGCUCUACAUUUGUGUAUUUAUGUGUAACUGAUUUAGAGAGAAAAACAAACAAAAAACGAAAUGUGAAAAGGGUUAUGCAACGUGUCUCUUCCUCUUUUAGUCUGUUGAAUCAUCUCUCUCACACACACACACACAAACAGUGCCUUCUGAUCCUCUGAGAUGACCUUUGACCUCUUGCUGAUCUGCUCAUCAUCGCUCUGUUGAGGAAGAUUUUUUAAAGAUGAUGAUUUGUGUCAGUGAGGAAAAAGGAAGCACUUU